Molecule: messenger RNA, 6055 nt
Organism: Calypte anna (Anna's hummingbird)
Lineage: Eukaryota; Metazoa; Chordata; Aves; Apodiformes; Trochilidae
Gene: ESYT2
Product: extended synaptotagmin 2
Exons: 23
Coding region: 177-2867 (896 amino acids)
Biological process (GO): lipid transport
Molecular function (GO): lipid binding
Source: RefSeq, a predicted model, not a curated record
CCGAACCCGGAAGCGGGCGGCGGCUGGUGUCGGUGCGCGGCGAGCGGGGCUGGGCGCAGGAUGCGAGGCGCUGCCGCCGCCCUACCCCCCUGCUCGCUCGCAGCCAGCGCCCGAGAAGGAGGAGCAGCAGUAGCGGGAGGAGCGGCAGCAGUAGUAGGAACCGCCGCUGCCGUAGCAUGAGCGGGGCCGCGGAUAAGCAGUCCACCGGCGCGGGGUCCGCCACGGAUCCCGCAGCCGCGGAGAAGGCGGUGGCAGCUGGGGACUCGGUGCCGGAGCCGCCGCCGCCGCAGCCGCUGCUGAGCGUGGACGUGACGGGUUUGGUGUCGCAGUUCGCGAGGAGCUUCGUGCUGAUCUUCCCCGUGUAUGUGCUGGGCUACCUGGGACUGAGUUUCAGCUGGGUCCUCAUCGCCCUGUGCGGGCUCUUCUGGAUCCGCAGGCACCGCGGCGGCAAGACCUCCCGGCUGGGCCGGGCGCUCGCCUUCCUGGAGGACGAGGAGGAGGCGGUGCGGCUCAGCGUCUCCUCCGCAGAUCUGCCUGCGUGGGUCCACUUUCCAGACACAGAGAGGGCAGAAUGGCUCAACAAGACUGUAAAACAGAUGUGGCCUUUUAUUUGCCAGUUUAUUGAGAAACUCUUCCGAGAGACCAUAGAACCAGCAGUAAGAGGAGCAAACAACCACCUCAGCACCUUCAGUUUUACAAAGAUUGAUAUAGGAAAUCAGCCUCUACGGAUCAAUGGUGUAAAAGUGUACACUGAAAAUGUGGACAAGAGGCAGAUCAUUUUGGAUCUUCAAAUCAGUUUUGUUGGAAAUUGUGAAAUUGACUUGGAAAUAAAGAGAUACUUCUGCAGAGCUGGUGUGAAAAGUAUACAGAUCCAUGGCACCAUGAGGGUUAUCUUGGAACCACUAAUUGGAGACAUGCCCCUAAUUGGAGCUCUAUCCCUUUUUUUCCUUAGGAAACCUCUUUUGGAAAUUAACUGGACUGGACUGACCAAUCUUCUGGAUGUUCCAGGACUGAAUGGCUUGUCAGAUACAAUAAUAUUGGAUAUAAUAUCCAACUACCUGGUCCUUCCAAACAGAAUUACUGUCCCCCUUGUCAGUGAAGUGCAGAUUGCUCAGCUGCGGUUUCCUAUACCAAAGGGUGUUCUGAGGAUACAUUUUAUUGAAGCUCAGGACUUGGAGGGGAAAGAUACUUACCUAAAAGGGAUUGUCAAAGGAAAGUCAGAUCCUUAUGGAAUCAUCCGUUUGGGCAACCAAAUUUUCCAAAGCAAGGUCAUCAAAGAAAAUCUUAAUCCCAAGUGGAAUGAAGUAUAUGAGGCCUUAGUAUAUGAACAUCCAGGACAGGAGCUAGAGAUUGAGCUCUUUGAUGAAGAUCCAGAUAAAGAUGACUUCCUGGGAAGUUUGAUUAUAGAUUUAAUUGAAGUUGAAAAGGAGCGUCUUCUAGAUGAGUGGUUUACUUUGGAUGAAGUGUCCAAAGGAAAAUUGCAUUUAAAACUGGAAUGGCUCACAUUGAUGCCAACUGCUGAAAAUCUAGACAAGGUGCUAACAAGCAUUAGAGCUGAUAAAGACCAAGCCAAUGAUGGGCUGUCUUCUGCAUUACUGAUUCUCUAUUUGGACUCCGCAAGAAACCUGCCCAGUAUCUACGAGGGAAACUUUGGGUGUGGAUACUUAAAAGAGAGGAGAGCAUCGGGACUAGUCUUUUGUGAAAACACUACCUCACUCUAUAGAGCACUAUUUUCAGGAAAGAAAAUAAACAGCAACCCCAACCCACUUGUUUUGCUGUCAGUUGGACACAAGGCACAGGAAAGUAAGAUUCGAUACAAGACCAAUGAACCAGUAUGGGAGGAAAACUUUACUUUCUUUGUACACAAUCCCAAAAGACAAGAUCUUGAAGUUGAGGUGCGGGAUGAACAGCACCAAUGUUCCUUGGGGAACUUCAAGCUGCCUCUGAGCCAGUUGCUGGAGAGUGAAGAUUUAACUAUGCAUCAGAGGUUCCACCUGAGCAACUCUGGCCCCAACAGCACUAUAAACAUGAAGAUUGCACUCAGGGUCCUUUCUCUUGAAAAGCAAGCACGAUCUCCAGAUCAUCAACACUCAGCCCAAGUAAAAAGGCCAUCCCUUUCCAAAGAUGCAAGAAAAUCAUCUUUUAAGCCUCAGGUUCCAGUCUCACCACCACCUGAUUCAAACAAACCUGUUCCAGCUUCCCCAGUGACUGAUAGUGAUAAAAAGACUGAUACAGCUGAGAAAAGUCAUCCUUCUAAUGCCAGCCCUCAGUGGCCAACAGAUCUCAGCCGAAGCUCCUCCAGUCUUCCUGCCUCUAGCUUCUCUUAUUCUCCCAGCCACCUCUCAGUCAAAGAACCCACUCCUAGCAUAGCUUCAGACGUAUCUCUGCCUAUUGCCACGCAGGAGCUACGACAAAGACUACGUCAGCUUGAAAAUGGAACAACUCUGGGGCAGUCUCCAUUAGGACAGAUUCAGCUAACAAUUCGUCAUAGUUCCCAAAGAAACAAACUGAUUGUGGUAGUGCAUUCCUGCAGAAAUCUCAUCGCGUUUUCAGAAGAAGGAUCCGAUCCAUACGUGCGAAUGUAUUUGUUGCCUGAUAAGAGACGAUCAGGAAGAAGAAAAACACACGUAUCAAAGAAGACAUUAAACCCAGUGUUUGAUCAAAUAUUUGAUUUCAGUGUUUCCCUGCCUGAAGUACAGAGAAGAACACUGGAUGUAGCAGUGAAGAACAGUGGUGGUUUCCUAUCCAAAGAUAAAGGGCUGCUUGGCAAAUUAUUAAUACCUCUGGCAUCUGAAGAGCUUGUUAAAGGCUGGACCCAGUGGUAUGAUUUAACAGAAGAUGGUACAAGGCCACAUGGUGCAAGUUAGGCCCAUGAAGCCUGGGAAUUCCCCACACAUAAUUUUGCCAACCUUUAUAUAUUUUUAAUGCAUUGUUCUCACAGAUGUAUCAAUAUUAUUUUUAUAGCUUUACUGAUUUAGUUCUUAGACACAUCCCAAAUAAUUUUAUAACACUUGGUCAUUUUAUGCAGACAUAUCAUUGUUAAACUUUGUAUUUUAAUUUGCAAAACAGUUUUGUGUUACUGUAAUGUGCAAUAGUACAGUAAAGUAACCUUUUGUGUUUAAAUUGAUCUUUAUAAUGGGCUGUACCUGUUAGAAAGUGAAAAGAUUGUUCUGCUGUUCCUGCCUUGUUUUAUAUCUCACCAAGGUAUACUGUACCAUGUAAAUAUAUCCUAUUUUUUUAUAAUUCUUUCAUGCUGGUUUGAAUUCAGAGGAAAAUUAGAUAAAGGAUAUAGAUAUUUUCUUCUAAAUGCAUGUUAAUUUCUCCAGAUCAGUCUCUUUUGUCCUUGCCGCACAAUGGUCUUAAUCAUUUUGUGAUAUUCUUCAAAAGCAAGCUGCAGAAAAACGUUUUUACUUUAUUGUGUUCCUGGCCCAGCGUGGCUAGCUUAAAAUGUACAAAAUAUUAACAUUUUAAUAUUUAUAUACAAAUGUAUUAUUGGGAAACCAUUCUAUAGAUAUUAUAAACAAAGAAGAUUAUUCUAUAAAUGCUGUAUAAAGAGAGGGUCCAUGAAUCACGGUUUAUAAGUCUGAGUUCUCAUUUAAUGGAGUAAACAUAACAAUCAGUACAGUUUUAUUAUACAGGUUCACUUGGAUUUUGCUAUUUAUUCCUGUACUCUAUAGUACUAGAGAUGACCUUUUGAAGAUGUGAGGAUGGAUUUUUCUGUCUGAUAAACAAAAUCUCUAACCACUUAGAACUGUCCUUACUGCCAUGUUUCACUUAUUUUUAAGAUAUAGAAAUCAGCUUGCAACGUAAGUUCAUAUAGUAGCCAUACCUACAACAAAUGUGUUAAUUUUAUUGUACAAUACUGUUCUAAAUAUUAUGUUGUAUCUUCUGUAAUACUAAAAUGGAACACCAGUAGGUAAGAAAGUGUGAAACUGAGUUGGAGCUGACCGUCUCUACAGUUGCUUCAUUGCUUCUGAGCAUGUUUGGUGCAUGAAAAAAUGCACUUCAGUAGUCCAUCCAGUUUUUUGAGAUAAAUGGCAUUCUAGUGAAUUGUUACAGUCUACUGCAAGAGGUAGUAGAUCAGUCCAGCAGUGAUACAGUAAGCACAGACUGAUAAAAGUACACAGUUGAGAGUUGAAGCGGGAGUAUCAGCCUCAACAGCUGAGCUCCUAACUCUCAUUUUAUGAAUUAUGGGGAACUUUUUUGUAUUCAGAACUGUUUUCUUUUUCUGGUAAGUUUUCUCAGACUGUUAUACAAAUGUGCAUUAAGAAUCCAGGAGAACAGUUCAGCUCUUUCAGAGCCACCAUCCUCAUUCUUGGAUAAGUAUGCAAUUAAACAGACAAAGUAUAUUAUUUAGCUAAGAUGUGAGAAUGAUCUCUCAGCCAAGAAAGAAUUUUAAAACAGACUAAUAAAUUCCUGAAAUUAGCUUUAUUGUAAGAUUACUGACAGAACCUUAAUUCUAGAUGUAGAAUAUGCCUACAUUACUAGAUGUACCAAAGUGCCUACCAUAGAUGUAGCUUUUUGUCUUUUUCAAGUUGAAGAAUCGACACAUUUCAGUUUGUCUACAUUCAGUUUACCAUUAACAUCUGUCAAGGAUGUGUGUGACAUGCACACAUUCAACUCUGUACAGUGAUGGACUUCUUAUUGCCACAUUUUAUACAUUACAAUUUUAGAAAACAAACCUACAUUCUAAAUUUUGCUUCUUUUACUUUCUGAUGGAAUGGGCAACAGGGAGAAUGUAAAAAAAUACUUCUAUUUGAAGGCUUUAAUCACAUUGGAAUGUAUUUUAGUAUCUAUCUAGCUAUAUAUAUACACAUGCUCAUCUCUUCAUAUAAAUUAGACUAUGAAAUAUUUUCUUUGCGAGUUCUCCAUUAGCAUAUCAAGAAUGGAAAGAAAUGAAUUUUUGUUAAUGCAAUGAAAAUGCAGAAAGCAGAAUCUGAUCUAAAUAAGUGAGAUCUAAGUGCAGCCAGUUUCCUGUAAUUGUCUUGUCUGCAAUCCUUCCCCAUUUGGGACACUUUUGCCUUAGUUCAGUCCGAGGUAGAAGGACUUCUGUUGUACAUCUUGGCCACAGACUCCCUGGAGAUUUAUCCUAAGCCAACAAAUAGGCUGUUAGACUGACUCAGUGUUUCUUGUCUUAAGUGAAGUCUGGGGACAGAUGAUAGAAGACUGCACUUGAAGAAAAAGAGGUACACAUUUUUUCUUCUAAAAUCCAGAGGGAGGGGAAAAUGCAGUAUAUGGGUAAAUGUGAGAGAGCACAAAGUGAGUAACUGUGGAAGUAUAUAGGCUAGAUUUCCAAAAUAGUUCAUGGCCUAAAAUUAGGGAUAGAUUCUUAAUAGAGCCCAAUUCCAUUUAGGAAUUGAAAAUUAAGAGAUUGAAUUGUCAUUGCAAUUACAUAACAGUAAUUGCCAUUGACUGUAAUCAGUCCCGGAUGCCAGACUCUUUACCAAAUUUUACCAAAUGCUUGCUUACUGAGCAAGUUUGGAUCAGAAUGUGACACUCUCUAGGCGAGACUGGUUCUUUUGUUAGUGGUAACAAACCUCUGUAUCAUCAUUACCAAAUUGUGACUGUUCUGUUUGUAUGGAAUUAGGAUGGACAAACAUCAUUUUUUCUUCAGGUAAAAGUUACAUUUCAUGAUCAAGUCAAUGUAUCCAGUAUCAACUGAUAGCUUUUCCUGUACUUGUUUAACCUGUGCCUUAAAAUAUGGACAUAUGAAGAUGUUUAAGAAAUGACUAAAAGAUUUGUUACCUGUAUGUACCAACACAUGUUCUCUACUAUUGAAAUGGUUUUUAGAAUUUAUUCUGCUUCACUGACAAGAAAAACAGCUUUCUUAAUUAUAGCAGUAGUAUAACCUGAACUCAAAUCAGCAUGCAUAUCACUUUGGAUUUGGAUUAAAGAAUUUUCUUUUUCUGUCUUGAAUUCUUUAUCACAUCUGCAGCAAAUGGUGACAGUCAAACUAAGAACAAAGGGGUAAUCAAUUUUGUACAGAUUGCCUUUUUUGCUCGUGUACUUCUACAUUAUGAUGCAUGUAUUUAUUCAAUAAAUGGUUCAUAUGGAA